AUGCCCAUGCCACCCGCAGCCAAAGAGACUGCAGCUGCCUCGAUAGAUGACGCGCCCAGCGUAGGCACUUCUUUGGCCGUGAAGCGAUCUCAGGAAGAUGACCCGGGUAUGGCUUCUGGUUCUAGCAGUCAGGUGGGAGGUGAUAAGAAGAGGCAAAAUCGCGGAGAUGUGAGCGUCAUAGAUCCGGCAAGCACACUUGAGCAAGAAGUGAGUUCGGGAGAUACCAUAAAAGACGAAGUGGGGACAGUCGAGGAUGAUGCAGAGGAGAAUGGCGAGGAGCCCGAUUCUGGAGAAGGAGAAAGUGAUGAUUCUGAGUCCUCAGGACCGGGACAGGGUGACAUCAUAGAGCUUGACAGAGAGGACAUUAUGGAGCAACUAACCUCGGGAUCGUCUAUCUUGGUUUUGGAGACAACAUCUAACUGGAGAAGUUAUUGCCGAGCCAAUUUUUGCAUUCCACAGCUACUACGUGGUCGUCCAAAUAUUGAGUGUGAUUACCGCUUCAAUUUGAUAGAUCGCACUGGUGAACGUCGAAGCGAUAGGGCUUGGUAUUCUCAGCCCAACCGUUUCUUCCAUAUCUCGUGUAUCGAACAUCUGUUUGACCUCCGUGAAAUUCUUGAUCAAGGAUGGAUGAAAAUGGAAGGGGGAAUAUCCCUUGUUGGCAUUUUCGGAAAUACUGUCAAGGAGGAGAGAUUUCCCACGAUAGUAGAGGAAUGGUUUGAGAAUAAAGGUUCCGUUUACACAAUCAACGAAUACAAGGCAUACAAAAAAGCAUGUGAGACUCGGGAAGGGGAAUGGAGCAACCGAUGGAGCGAGCAUUGCAUAAAAACAAGCGAGGAUGAAAAGCAUGAAGAGCAAUGCAGCUGUGCCUGGGAAAUGCCAGAGAUUAACAAAUCGGAUUACUUCCCAGAAGAACGCACGCCUCGUUUACUAAGUCAAGUUCUCGCAUCUUUAGCUAAGGUUUCGCAAAUCGACCGCCUAACUGAAAACCUUCUGACUGACCUUAAAGAUAUGAGUGUCAAACAAGGAACAAAACUCCUUAAGAUUUUGCAUCGCCGUGGCUAA
Molecule: messenger RNA, 1062 nt
Organism: Venustampulla echinocandica
Lineage: Eukaryota; Fungi; Ascomycota; Leotiomycetes; Helotiales; Pleuroascaceae
Exons: 2
Coding region: 1-1062 (353 amino acids)
Source: RefSeq, a predicted model, not a curated record